CUCAACUUGGCACAAACUCAUGCACAAGUUGAACUUUCGUACAGCGAGACGCCCGACCAAGAUGCCCGUCCAGUUGUCCCCUCAGCACCAGGAAAUCUAUUUGCAGUAUCUAAGUGCAAAGGAAAAGCAGAGUCCUUCCGAAGUGCCAUUCAAGUAUCUAUAUGAAGCCCGUAAACAUUUGUACAAGCUGAAAAAUGAGCUGGAAAAGGAAGAAGAGUCUGGAUCCAAUUACUCAAAGGAACAGCAGCGUCUAUUACUCGCUGUCUUUGACUACCUAUUGGGCAUAAACCACAUAGAUAGCGAGGAGCUAUCCCCGGGUGAAAAGGCACUCACAGCUAGCUUGGAGGUUCUUAGACCACAUGCUGUCCAACCUCUAUACUGUUCAAUAGUCUUAAACACACUCAAUCAGCUGGGAAUUCUCUGGGCAAAUUGGUCGGAUGCACGUCGUGCGGCAACUUUCUUGGAAAAAGCGGAAGAAUUGUAUCACGCUUAUGCAAAGGCUGUUAAAGAGCCCCCAGUACCAAAUCCAUUCGAUGUAGCGAUCACUCUCACUCCAACAGAGUGCUGGGAUGAACUUGACAAUCUGCACACGCACAGUUUAUACUAUUUGGCGCAGGUUUAUGGAUCUCUGGGUCUGAAGGAUAAGUCUGCCGAGUACUGUCGGAUGACGUUGAUGCGGCAGCUUGGACGCAAAGACCUGAAUCAAUUGACUUGGGCAUUGGACUGCAUGACAUUGUCUCAAUAUUAUACAUCAAUUGGUGCCUUCCCUUUUGCUCAUCAUUGCUUGACGGCUGCUGAAUCUAUGCUUUGGAGCAUGAGUGGCGAUGGUGUGUCGCUUGAUUCGACGGAACAAGCAAGAUCUUUCCAGCGAGCAAAGGCAGAUUUAUCAUGGAUAUGGGGAAAGUUCUACCUCAAUGCCUUGGAGGUGUCGGCCGAACGUCACGUUGAAUCUGACACCACAAUUGAAUCCUCGCUCUCUAUGAGCUUAUGUGGCAUGCCCCUUUUCGACAUCCAGCGGCCUGCCACGCAACCAGUACGACCGGUAGUUCCAUCCGCUUUUGCACAAAGUUAUACCGAAGCACAGCCAUUGUUUCUUGAAGGUUUGCGCUGUCUUGAAGAGGCGAAAAAGUUCUUCGUUAUCGAUGGGUUUGUGACGGAUCAUGUGGGAAUAGUGAAGGACAUGUCUCAACUGUACAAGCACCUUGGCGCUUUCGAGUCAGAUCCUGUACGCCGAAGCGCACUCACCCAGCGCUGUGCCCUGCUGCUUACACCCCUUCUGGAGUCGUUGAAUCCCGCUCAUUUUCUGGACCUUGUGCAAAGCGUUACCUACGAGCUUAGCACGACAUACGAAGCGCUAGUGGACAGCCGACUUGCUGUAUUUGAGAAUGUAGCUGAAGGAUUACCGUACAAGGAGCGAAUCGAGAAAGCGAUAGAUAUCAAUAAGUUAAUUGAGAAAACCAUACAGUACUCCACGGCUUUCAUCACUCUAUAUGCGGAUCCACAAACUAAACUUCUACCAGAACCUUUUGACGAUGCAGACGAUGCGCGUGCUGUUAUGACCGCGACAUGGCGCAUGGCACGGCUCUGGGCGCGUAAGAUCCCGGUUCCGGAAAGCGAAGCGGAAGCUGAUGAAAAUCAUCUGAGGGGUCUUAAAGCUACAUAUCUCAGGAACAGCUUGGUCGCAUACACCCAAAUCACAGCGUACUAUACACAGUUUGGCAUAUCUGGGUUUGAAGACGAGAUGGAAGUCAUUAAAGCCAUGUGUGACUUGCUACCGCGGCACAUCUCUGAGGUUGAAAAGCCAGUGUCAUGAUAUUCAAGAGCUUUCGUACUUGUGGUCUCUCGUCUGCUGAAGGGAAAACCGAAACCCCCGCCUUCGUAGGUAGGCACCUAACCGGUUAGAACAUACGAAAAUCUUCUGGGCAAAUAUGGAAGGAACUAUCGAAGUGAUUGGGACUGGUGGCGCCGCUUCUUUGGGGCGGGACUAUAGAUAGUAGGCUUAACUGCAUGAUCUGAACACACAGCGGACACAACGGACAAAAAAUAGAAUGCCAUGAGAAUCUCUGCCAGGCAUACUUUUCUUAUACAAUCUGGAAAGACGGAUAAACAGAAGGGGCAG
Messenger RNA from Spizellomyces punctatus DAOM BR117, 2119 nucleotides. RefSeq lists its product as uncharacterized. Lineage: Eukaryota; Fungi; Chytridiomycota; Chytridiomycetes; Spizellomycetales; Spizellomycetaceae. The transcript is spliced from 17 exons. Bases 20 to 1813 code for a protein of 597 amino acids. The record is from RefSeq and is a predicted model, not a curated record.